This is a messenger RNA of Brassica rapa (field mustard), 1178 nucleotides long. RefSeq names its product protein RKD3. Lineage: Eukaryota; Viridiplantae; Streptophyta; Magnoliopsida; Brassicales; Brassicaceae. The record is from RefSeq and is a predicted model, not a curated record. Gene Ontology annotation, molecular function: DNA-binding transcription factor activity.
CUUCUCUUCCUAUAUCUCUCGUAACUUACAGAAAACAUCUAAUGAUCUAUGACGGCUCACCAUCUCCCAGAAGUAAAUACACCACUUCCCACUCCUCUUUCCACUUCUCUAUCUAUACAUACAAGUUACACUGUUUAUACAUUCCAAAUAAAUAUAUACACACACGAUUCGUUUUCUUAUUUUAACACUUAAAAAGAACGUUACUCAAAUAUCUAUCCCCUCUCAAUUGAAAUGGCUGAUCAUGAACAUCUGUGGAGCUGGUCAGAGUCCAACGACUAUGAUUCAUUCCUUCAAGAAGAAAACUUAUUCUCCUUACUCGAUCAAUCACUUUCCUUCGAUUACAAUUCUUUCGUUAACCCUUUUAAUGAUCUUCAAAAUGAAACUUGGUUUUCUUUACAAGACAGCAUUAAUCUUGAUCCCAUCUCCACUUGUUUUCCUGCUGUUGAUCAUAUGUCUAUGGCUUCAGUUGAUCUUGAAGCCUUCUCUACUUUGUCUCAAGGUAUAAUAUAUUAUUUUUCAUUUAUGUUUAUACAUACGUGUACGUACAUGCAUGCUUGGAUUGUUAUACUAAUCUUUUGUCGUGUAGCAGAUGUAUUUGGUGAAUUGUGGAAUGAAAAUGCUAGUAAUUUCAAUAAUCAUGUCGAACCAGAGAUGGAGAUAAUAUUGCAUGAUGGUAAUAACACAACGAAGGAGACCACAAUGCAGAAGAGGAGGUAUAGAGGAGAUAGACUAAUCCAGAAAUUUUCCAGGGAAGAUAUGAAACCAUACUUCAAGAUGCCGAUUACUAAAGCAGCCAAAGAGCUUGGCGUUGGACUAACCCUCUUGAAAAGGAGAUGUCGUGAGUUGGGUUUUUCUCGUUGGCCUCACCGUAAGCUUACGAGCAUUGACGGCCUUAUCAAUAACCUCAAGGAUCACUUAGGGAAGAUGGAAGGAGAAGUGAACAGGAGUAAGCUGAUGAACGCUUUGGAGAUUUUGGAGGCGGAGAAGAAAAUGAUUGAAGAGUUUCCUGAUUUGGAGUUUGAAGAUAAGACCAAGAGGUUGAGACAGGCUUGCUUUAAAGCUAACUACAAACGAAGAAGGCUCUUGUGUUCUAUGUCUACUACAUCGUUUGUUUCGUGAGAGUAAUAGCUUGUCUAGGGAGAGAGAGAGAGGAGAAGUGAUCUAACCAAGUAACCAAC